GACGUCAUUUUCCAGGGCCGCCUUCAGAGGCUAAGGCAGGAAUUGAGCAAGAAGAGGCGGCUGUGGCGGCAUGGACUGAGGACUCGGAGCCAAGGGCAAGUCCGAAGCAGGGCAUCCCCAGGGGUCGGGAGAAGGUGGCCUUCCCUCCAUACGGCUGCGUUGUGGGGGUCUUUAAUGGACUGGGCCUGGAAGCAAAGCUGAUAGCUGCCAUGGGGCAGAGUGAAUCGGAGCCACAGGAAGAGCCAGAGGUAUUGAGUGUUGUAAUAGGAGUUGGACUUUCUGUGCUUCUUGUUGCUGCUUUGAUCCUGGUGUUGAUCCGACGGUUUCGCCUUCAGAAAGUUCAGGCUCAGGAACAACCCAAGUAUCGAUUCCGCAAACGAGACAAAGUGCUGUUCUAUGGGCGGAAGAUCAUGCGCAAGGUUUCUCAAUCCACAUCCUCCCUUGUAGACACCACCAUGUCUGCUUCUCGGCCACGCAUGAAGAAGAAGCUCAAAAUGCUAAAUAUUGCUAAAAAGAUCCUGCGCAUCAAGAAAGAGCUGCCAACCCUUCAGCUGAAGGAGCCACCCCCCUCUGUCCUGGAAGCUGAUCUCACAGAAUUUGAUGUGGCCAACUCACACCUCCCCUCUGAGGUACUCUACAUGCUGAAAAAUGUACGUGUGUUGGGGCACUUUGAGAAGCCCUUAUUCCUAGAGCUGUGCAAACACAUGACCUUCCAACAGUGCCAGCAAGGAGAGUAUGUCUUUCGGCCAGGUCAGCCAGAUACCAGCAUCUAUGUGGUCCAAGAUGGAAAGCUGGAGCUCUACCUAUCUGAACAGGAUGGGAAAGAGACUCUGGUGAAGGAGGUUUUUCCGGGGGACAGCGUGCACAGUCUUCUCAGCAUCCUGGAUGUUAUUACGGGCCACCAAAGGCCAUACCGGACAGUGUCUGCACGGGUGGCUGAGGACUCCACAGUGUUGUGUCUUCCUGUAGAAGCCUUCUCAGCUGUCUUUGAGAAGUACCCUGAAAGCCUUGUCCGUGUGGUACAGAUCAUCAUGGUGCGCCUACAGAGAGUCACCUUCUUGGCCUUGCACAACUAUCUUGGUCUCACGAAUGAGCUUUUCAGCCAUGAGAUGCAGCCAUUGCGCCUUUUCCCCCAGUCAAGCCACACCUCCCGCACCAGUCCCAUCCGGCACAGCAAGCGGGUCAUUAGUACCUCCUCCAUUGAAGAAGCGAAGGAUAGUGUUGGAAGGCAGCAGGAUGCUUCUCCCAAGGACCAAGGUGACCCACUGAAGCCAGGUUUACUAGAGCCAUCUGCUGCCCCACCGUUAAGUCGUUGCAUCUCCAUGCCAGUUGACAUCUCAGGAAUCCAGAAGGGGCCCCGUUCAGACUUCGACAUGGCCUACGAGCGAGGCCGCAUCUCAGUAUCUCUACAGGAGGACAGCUCUGUCUUUGCCAGGUCAGUGUCCCACGAGUCCCGUGAUCGGAAGUCUGUGACGCUGGAGGAGCAACCAUCUGGGAUCUACCACUACAACUACUGUGAGGAUGACUCAGCAACUGGUGACUGUCCUUUUGGGCCCUACCAAGGCCGCCAGACAAGUGCCAUUUUUGAAGCUGCCAAGCGGGAGCUGGUCAAGCUCAUGAAAAUUGAGAAUCCCUCUUUGCUGAAUCAUCGGGUAUUACUGCACCAUGCCAAGGCUGGUACUGUGAUUGCCCGACAAGGAGAUCAGGAUGUCAGCCUGCACUUUGUGCUUUGGGGUUGUCUGCAUGUUUACCAGAGGAUGAUUGACAAAGCCGAGGAUGUGUGCCUCUUCUUAACUCAGCCAGGUGAGAUGGUGGGCCAGCUAGCCGUCCUCACUGGAGAGCCACUCAUCUUCACCAUCAAGGCCAACCGUGACUGUACUUUCCUCAAGAUCUCGAAGUCUGACUUCUAUGAGAUUAUGCGGGAACAGCCAAGUGUGGUCCUGAAUGUAGCCCAUACUGUGGCAGCCCGCAUGUCUCCAUUUGUGCGCCAGAUGGAUUUUGCUAUUGACUGGAUGGCUGUGGAGGCUGGACGAGCCCUUUACAGGCAGGGAGACAAAUCGGAUUGCACAUACAUUGUAUUGAAUGGGCGGCUGCGCUCUGUGAUCCAGAAGGGCAAUGGCAAGAAGGAGUUGGUUGGCGAGUAUGGGCGUGGGGACCUCAUUGGAGUGGUAGAAGCCCUGACCCGCCAAGUACGAGCCACCACCGUCCAUGCUGUAAGGGACACAGAGCUGGCCAAGCUCCCAGAAGGCACCCUCAACAACAUCAAACGGCGUUAUCCUCAAGUUGUCACCCGCCUGAUCCAUCUCCUGAGUCAGAAAAUCCUGGGAAACCUGCAGCAGUUGCGUGGCCCUUUCACAGGUUCUGGUCUUGGCAUGACCUCCAGCUCAGAGUUGACCAAUCCAGCUAGUAACCUCUCAACCGUGGCAGUUCUUCCUGUGUGUAAUGAUGUGCCCAUGGCAGCCUUCACAUUGGAACUAAAGCAUGCCCUAAAUGCUAUUGGUCCAACACUGCUACUCACCAGUGACAUCAUAAGGGCUCGACUUGGAGUUUCGGCAUUGGACAGCAUCCAUGAAUACCGACUAUCUGGUUGGCUGGCCCAGCAAGAGGAUAUCCAUCGCAUUGUGCUGUACCAGACUGAUUACACCUUGACACCUUGGACAGUGCGCUGCAUUCGCCAAGCUGACUGCAUUCUCAUUGUGGGCCUAGGGGACCAGGAGCCCACGCUGGGUGAGCUAGAGCAGAUGCUGGAGAACACAGCCGUUCGUGCCCUGAAGCAACUCAUCCUCCUGCACCGUGAAGAUGGUCCCACUCCUGCCCGCACCGUAGAGUGGCUCAACAUGCGCAGCUGGUGUUCAGGACAUUUACACAUCAAAUGCCCACGUAGGGUCUUUUCCCGACGCAGCCCCAACAAACUGAGGGAGAUGUACGAGAAAGUCUUUGAGAAGAAUGCUGAUCGCCACAGUGACUUCUCCCGCCUGGCACGAGUCCUUACAGGCAACACGAUUGCUUUGGUUCUAGGUGGCGGUGGGGCCAGGGGCUGUUCUCACAUUGGUGUGAUCAAGGCCAUGGAAGAAGCUGGACUCCCUAUUGACCUGAUUGGAGGCACCUCCAUUGGUUCCUUCAUUGGUGCCCUAUAUGCUGAAGAGAGGAGUGCCGUGCGCACAAAGCAGCGAGCCAGGGAGUGGGCCAAAAGCAUGAAUUCAGUGUUUGCAACAGUAUUGGAUCUCACCUACCCCAUCACCUCCAUGUUUUCUGGCUCUGCCUUCAAUACCAGCAUUCACAAGGUUUUCCAAGACAAGCAGAUUGAGGAUCUGUGGCUCCCAUACUUUAAUGUGACAACAGACAUCACAGCAUCUGCCAUGCGAGUCCACAAGGAUGGCAGCGUGUGGCGCUACGUCCGAGCCAGUGCAUCUUACACCCCCUAUUUGCCUCCUAUCUGCGACCCCAAGGACAGUCACUUGCUUGUGGAUGGCUGCUAUGUUAACAAUGUCCCAGGCUCGCUGUGGCGGUACGUGCGAGCUAGCAUGACCCUUUCCGGGUACCUACCGCCACUCUGCGACCCCAAGGACGGCAAUUUACUGAUGGAUGGCGGCUACAUCAACAACCUUCCAGCUGACAUUGCUCGCAACAUGGGGGCUAAGACCGUCAUUGCCAUUGAUGUGGGUAGCCAGGAUGAGACCGACCUGUGCAACUAUGGGGACAGCCUGUCAGGCUGGUGGUUGCUUUGGAAACGCUUCAACCCCUGGGCUGAGAAAGUUAAGGUGCCUGACAUGGCAGAAAUCCAGUCCCGCCUGGCCUAUGUCUCCUGUGUGCGGCAGCUGGAGGUGGUGAAGAGCAGUUCGUACUGUGAGUACAUCCGGCCACCCAUCGAUCGCUUCAAAACCAUGGACUUUGGCAAGUUUGAUGAAAUCUAUGAUGUGGGUUACCAGCAUGGAAAAGUGGUAUUUGAUGGUUGGAGCCGCGGAGACAUUAUUGAAAAAAUGGUUAAGGACCGGCAUUCAGCAGAUUUCUACGAGAGUAAACGAAUGGAUGUGCUGAUGUGUCCCAGUGCAGGUUUCACAGACCUGGCAGAGAUUGUGUCUCGUAUUGAGCCUGCCAAGAGCUACCUGUCAGACAGCUAUGGAGACGGAGAAGAGUCAGACUACCUCACUGAGUAUGAGGAAGAAGGGAUGGAUGCUGUGCGGGAAGAAGAAGGGCAGGAAUUGACGUUUGCCCCAGCAGAGCAGAAUGGUGUCUUUGAAACAGAUGAAGAGAAGAGCCUGCGACACCGCCGAGGGACCCCAGGGCCAUCUUCUGCCCCUGUAGCUACUUCCACACCCUGAGAGGGAAUUGCUGCUGAGGAUCUGUGACCAAAUGUUGCACCCAUCCUCUGAGGGGCUAUGUGACCAGAGUGACAAGGUGUCCCCAGAUCACAUGGUCUAACCUGGCAGGCACAGUGGUAAAUCUCCAUGGCCCUGGUGAACACUUUCUGCAUUGUCAGAUGGCAUCCUGCUCCAGCUAUACCUCCCAGUAUGAACCAGAGUGUUGCAAAGGGAACACAGUCCAGAAUCCUGGGCAAAGAUGGACACUGUCCAGGCACUGCUGUGUAGGGAUGGAGCUGGCCACUUUGCAGUCUGAGUCCUUUCAGUGUGGAACUGUUAACCACUAAUUUGUUUGCUAAGGCAGGGGUGAGAGGUAGAGCUCAGUCCUUAUUUGCCCCUCUUCUCCUUAGUUUGCUGCUACUUGAAACAGCCCUGAAAUGUGUGUUGAUGGGAACAACACUUUACUUAGAUUACACUCCGUGUUAAUAAAGGAAGAGGAUGCAGAUUAGCUGGUUGGUUAGACAACUCCUGCUCUCCUUCUAAGCCUAGCUAGAGGAGGGAGGAUACCAUGAUGGAAGCCAUGUGGAAGAACCCUUAGCAGCCUUCCUGCUUCAGUCUGAGCUUCCACAACAGGCAUUAGCAGUUACGGAAACACCACCAUUGUAUGCAGUGCAAAAAGCACUCGUUGUUCCUUUGUUGGCUAAUUUAUUCCUACUUUGAGCUGAGUCCCAGCACCUUUUGGCUUGUAUGUCCCUAGGCCAGAGGUUUUAAGCUGUGGGCCACACUGACUUUUCACUAUUUUUUAUUUUAAGAGAAAUGAAACAAAUGAAAAAAGUUGUUUGUGUCUUGUGAUAUAUAUGAUGUAGAGUCCUGGCAACUUUGGCACUGGCAGAUGUGAUGCAAACUUCUGGAGGACACCAUGUUGCCUAUCCUUGGGGUUGGACAAUUCAAUCAGGUGACAUUUUUUUAAUUUGUUGAGAAGGCAGAACCUGACUGUCUAACUUAUAACUUAGGCCAGUGAUGGUGAACCUUUUUGAGGCCGAGUGCCCAAAUUGCAACCCCAAACCCACUUAUUUAUUGCAAAGUGCCAUGUCCCUCUGGUUUUCUAGUAACAAACUCUGGCAAACUCUGUGC
Molecule: messenger RNA, 5435 nt
Organism: Sceloporus undulatus (fence lizard)
Lineage: Eukaryota; Metazoa; Chordata; Lepidosauria; Squamata; Phrynosomatidae
Gene: PNPLA6
Product: patatin like phospholipase domain containing 6
Exons: 36
Coding region: 210-4322 (1370 amino acids)
Biological process (GO): lipid metabolic process
Cellular component (GO): endoplasmic reticulum
Molecular function (GO): phosphatidylcholine lysophospholipase A1 activity
Source: RefSeq, a predicted model, not a curated record